Molecule: messenger RNA, 3000 nt
Organism: Alnus glutinosa
Lineage: Eukaryota; Viridiplantae; Streptophyta; Magnoliopsida; Fagales; Betulaceae
Product: nuclear pore complex protein NUP93A-like
Exons: 15
Coding region: 65-2656 (863 amino acids)
Biological process (GO): poly(A)+ mRNA export from nucleus; protein import into nucleus
Cellular component (GO): nuclear pore
Molecular function (GO): structural constituent of nuclear pore
Source: RefSeq, a predicted model, not a curated record
UAAAACCUCUUUCCCUCUCACAGUCUCACCGAGUGAGAGCUAAAAAGUAGUAGUUGUAUUAGCAAUGGCGAGCGAGCAAGGCUUCAGUGGCUGGACCGACCUGCUCCACUCCUCCACGAAGCUUCUCGAACAAUCCGGUCCUUCCGCUCAGUUCCCGCCUCUUCAGAGAAACUUAGAUCAGUUAGAAGCAUUAUCUAAGAAGCUCAAAGCAAAAACCGUGCGAGCUGAGGCUCCUUCUCAAUCUAUUGCUGCCACAAGGCUUCUUGCACGUGAGGGAAUAAAUGCAGAGCAACUUGCACGGGAUCUGAAGUCUUUUGAAUUGAAGACAACAUUUGAGGAUGUUUUCCCUGCUGAAGCAACAAGUGUCGAAGAGUAUUUGCAGCAGGUUCAUGAGAUGGCAAUGGUCUCAGCCAUUCAGGAAGCUCAGAAGGAUAAUCUCGGAAGCUUUAAUGAUUACAUGAUGAAAGUUUUACAGGAAGAUUGGCAAAAGGGAAAACGCGAUUUUCUUCAGAGUUUAAGCAGAAUUUCAACAUUACCCAGGACUAAUAUGAUUGAAACCCGCUCUGGGGGUUCUCAUCCUGGUCAACCAGUGUCCAUUGCAUCUAGCUCUCAAGUUUCACCUGGUCCAUCUAGCAUGGAUCUCAUACCUCUAGCAAACAAGCCUAUCCUCGAUAAAAAGGCAAUUGUCUAUGCUGAAGUUGUGAAGAAUCUGAACAAUGCAAGGGAGCGUGGCUUACCAUUUAAGUCUGCUACAGCUUUCAAGGGUGCUUAUGAAAGUUUGGGUGUUGAGGGAUCUAGCGGAAAAUCUGUUAACAUGCAGAAGAUAUGGCACCUCAUUCAGAUGCUGAUGGGUGAGGAUUCAACUAUGCAACAUAAUGUUUCAAAGAAGAUGUCACUAAUCAUUGGUGCAAGGCGCCAUCUGGAAUGGGGGCAUGAGAAAUAUAUCAUGGAUACAAUACAAAGUCAUCCUGCACAGGCUGCUCUUGGUGGGGCUGUUGGAAAUUUGCAAAGAGUCCGCGCCUUUCUUCGGAUUCGUUUGAGGGAUUAUGGAGUUCUGGAUUUUGAUGCAGGUGAUGCUCGUAGACAACCUCCUGUUGAUACCACCUGGCAGCAGAUAUAUUUUUGCUUGAGGACUGGAUAUUAUGAUGAAGCAAGAAAUGUGGCUCUGUCAUCCCGUGCUUCACACCAAUUUGCUCCCCUGCUUGCAGAGUGGAUCAAUACUGGAGGGAUGGUGCCAGUUGAGACUGCAGUCGCUGCAUCAGACGAGUGUGAGAAAAUGUUACGAAUGGGUGAUCGGGUUGGACGAGCUGCGUAUGACAAGAAAAAGUUGUUGUUGUAUGCUAUCAUAUCCGGUUCUCGCAGGCAAAUUGACCGCCUGCUUAGAGAUCUACCAAAUCUGUUCAAUACUAUAGAGGAUUUCUUAUGGUUCAAACUGUCUGCAGUACGAGACUACUCAAGUGGAGUCUCAUCUGUUAUUCAGAAUGAGGGAUUGGUACCAUACAGUUUGGAUGAUUUGCAGGUCUACCUGAACAAAUUUGAUCCAUCAUAUUAUACCAAAAAUGGAAAGGACCCUCUGGUAUACCCUUAUGUUUUGCUUUUAAGCAUCCAGUUGCUACCAGCUGUCUUAUAUUGGUCAAAGGAAACAGGAGAUGAAGGAUAUAACAUUGAUGCUGCCCACAUGUCGAUUGUGUUAGCAGACCAUGCUGUCCUUUCUGAAGGUGCUGGUGCUGGACAAAAACUGGGAGUGAUGGAUGCUUAUGCUGAGGCAUCCAGCAUAAUUAGGCAGUAUGGAUCUGUGUAUUUACGCCACGGUGAUCUAUCAAUGGCAUUAGAAUAUUAUGCCCAAGCUGCUUCUGCAGUAGGUGGUGGACAGUUGUCAUGGACAGGAAGAGGUAAUGUGGAUCAGCAAAGGCAGAGAAGCUUGAUGUUGAAGCAACUCCUUACUGAGCUGUUGUUACGGGACGGUGGGGUCUAUCUUUUAUUGGGUUCAAGGGGUACUGGAGAAGAAGGUCAACUAGGAAGGUUUUUGAUUGAUGCGAAAGCAAGACAUCAAUUUCUGCUUGAAGCUGCUCGCCAGUGUCAGGAAGCUGGGCUUUAUGACAAAUCUAUAGAAAUUCAGAAGAGAGUUGGGGCAUUUUCAAUGGCACUGGAUACCAUCAAUAAGUGCCUCUCUGAAGCAAUAUGUGCCCUCUCACAUGGUAGAUUAGAUGGCGAGAGCCGGACUGCUGGCCUCAUUCACUCUGGCAAUGAGAUACUGGAGACAUACAGAUAUUAUCCUGAAGUCAGUCCUCAAGAGAGAGAGCAUGUUUUGGAGCAGCAAACUAUGUUACGACAACUUGAGGCAAUAUUGUCAAUCCACAAGUUAGCAAUAAUGGGCCAUCAUCUAGAUGCUUUAAGGGAAGUUGCCAAACUUCCAUUUCUCCCAUUAGAUCCACGAGCGCCAGAUAUUACUGUUGAUGUGUUCCAGAAUUUAUCUCUUCAUGUACAAGCUUGUGUACCAGACCUUCUGAAGGUUGCUCUCACUUGCUUGGACAAUGUGACAGAUUCUGAUGGAUCACUUCGUGCUUUGAGGGCUAAGAUUGCAAGCUUUCUUGCUAAUAAUUUGAAUAGGAAUUGGCCCCGUGAUUUGUAUGAAAAGGUUGCUCGGAGCUUGUGAAGCUUACAAAGCCUGGCUGAUUGAGAUGUCCCCCCGCAUAGCAACUCUAACAGGAUAUUGGGUUGAGGUAUCAAACAUUUAGCUUUUUCUGUAAAAAAAUCCAUCAAGAUAGGCAAUCUUACUAUACUAACCAAGGCGUUGUGAGAUACUAGUAGAAAAAAGAUAUAUGUGUUGGUUAUGAAUUUCGUAACACUUCCUUUUUGCUAACUAGAACCUGUGUACAAUCUGCUCAUUUCCAUUUUCUUUAUUCGGUCAUACUUGUAGAAGAGAGAACGAGAAAGCUGAAAAUAGUGCAUUGUUAUCAUCAUGUCUUUAAAAGGUCGGAGUGACUUCCUUUUGUUUCA